UAAUUUAAGGGCAAGUACAAUGCUUCUUGAAGUCUCUAUGAGAAUGGGUUCAAAACAUAUAAAUAACAAUGAAGUACAUCAUGUUGCUUCAAGACGUGCCAAUCGUCAACAACAAAGAAUUCUUUUACAGGCAAAAUUUUUUCCUUUAAAAUAAAUAGGAAGAAAAUUUUUUAUUUAUCUCUAGAUUUCUGUUGUUGCCAUAAUCUUUUAUCUUUAUAUGUUCGCUUAUUAUUUACUUUAUCAUGUGCUCAAUGUUUCCAAUAAAUGGGUUGUGUUAUUUAAUUCAUUCUUUUAUUCAACUACACAUAUGAUUAAUCCGGUAAUUUAUUUCUCCCUAAAUAAAGAUAUGAGGGCACAAUUAAUUCGGGCAAUUUCUGAUUUUUUACAUUGGCUUUGUUGUGUGGCUGGGGAUGCAAGAUUACACGCAGCUGGGGCUUCUUCCUUUUAUGGCAGGGUCAAAAGAGGAGGGGGAGAGUCUUCCUCUGGUGGAAGUCCUCUCAGAAAAUCGUCAGUUAAUGAAAUGAAUAGAUAUUUGGUGGCCAGUUAUUGUUCACGUCGUCGUACGUCAAUAGUCCCCCGUGAUUGUUGGAAUCGUUUAAGUGCUUUUAUUUAUCGACAACGGCAACCUUUACAAGAACAACAACAACAAAAAACAAAAAAUAAUAAUUCUAAUAAUACAAUCACUUCUGCUACUACAAUUAUUUUAAAUAAAGAUGGAAAUUUAAAAACAUCUGUUGUUGCAUUAACACCAAAAAUGGCAGAAGAAAUUGGUUUGAGAAAUACAAAACAGAAUAAUUUUGAGGAGAAUAGUGAUACAAUAAUUAGUAGUAGUGGUGGAGGAGGAGGAGAUAAUUUAAAUAAUAAUAAUCGUUUAACACCUUUUAAAGUACAUUUUGUGCCAAAUUAUUUUUAUUGA
Molecule: messenger RNA, 916 nt
Organism: Meloidogyne enterolobii
Lineage: Eukaryota; Metazoa; Nematoda; Chromadorea; Rhabditida; Meloidogynidae
Source: the annotation of a GenBank genome assembly